Messenger RNA from Lachnellula hyalina, 702 nucleotides. It is a transcript of the gene resA, whose product is annotated as Thiol-disulfide oxidoreductase ResA. Gene Ontology annotation, biological process: cellular response to oxidative stress; cell redox homeostasis. The coding region runs from base 1 to 702 and encodes 233 amino acids. Gene Ontology annotation, molecular function: thioredoxin peroxidase activity. Gene Ontology annotation, cellular component: cytoplasm. The transcript is spliced from 2 exons. NCBI's taxonomy places the organism in Eukaryota, Fungi, Ascomycota, Leotiomycetes, Helotiales, Lachnaceae. The record is from RefSeq and is a predicted model, not a curated record.
AUGUCUCUCGCAGCCCAACUCGACGCCGUGACUGCCAACUUCAAAAAUGCCCCCGCCUCAGUCACCGGCCCAAUCAUCAAAGCCAAAUCCGACUUCGUCUCGACCUUCGACCCCUCCAAAGCCAUCCGACCCGGCUCCACCCUCCCCCCCUUCACCCUGACCGACGCCUCAGGAACCGCCAUCUCUAGCAGCACUCUCCUAUCCAAAGGGCCCCUGCUCAUCAGCUUCUACCGCGGAUCCUGGUGUCCAUACUGCAACCUGGCGCUGCGGGCCCUCCAAAAACACCUCCCGGCCCUCCAGGCCAAAGACUGCACGCUGGUGGCCAUCUCGCCCGAGCUGCCGGACACGUCGCUGUCGACGGUCGAGAAGAACGAGCUGCAGUUCCCCGUGCUGAGCGAUGUGGGGAACAGGCUUGCGAGGCAGCUGGGUAUUGUGUUUGAGCAGCCGGAUGAGCUGAGGGCUAUUUUUGACGACUUUGGACAUGAUUUGAAGGGGAGGAAUGGGGAUGAUUCGUUUGUGGUGCCUGUUCCGACUGUGCUGUUGGUGGGCAAGGAUGGGGUGGUGAGGAAUGUGCAUGUGGAGGCUGAUUAUACGAAGAGGUUGGAGCCGGAGGUUGCAGCGGCUUGGAUUGAUGCUUUUUUUGAAUAUAUAGAGGAAGCUUUACAUAUGUAUGCAUCUGUUCUCCUGCAAAAGUUCGAGUGA